AUGGGUGCUGCGGCGGCCCCUGCACACGUCAACAACGAGGAGGUAUCACAAGGCUGGAAGGAGGCAGUCAAGAAGAUGAAGGAGGCCCCGGAGCAAUCGACCGAAGGUGCCGAAGGACGAAUGUUGCCAGUGGAUCCUGAUUUUGCCAGCCAGGUCGGGCGCCAGAUCAGCGAUAUGACUUCAAAGAGUGAGCAGCUUCAAGACAUGAUCAACCAACUGCUGGUUGGGGACAUGGAGCCCCUGACAGAGUUGGAGAAGCUCUGCGACGGGCAGAUGAGGUGGAACGUUGCCUGCCUGCAGCGCAAGAUGGAGAAGCUGCAAACUGCCUGCAAGCAGUUGGCUUGUGUGGCCCAAAAACGAAAGUACGUUGAAGCAGACGUUGCCAUGUUGCCCAGCUUGUGUCGUGGGCAUGCUCUCAGAGAAGAUGCACCAGCCCAGCAAGGGGUGACGCAUGCAGGAGGCUCAACCCGUGGCAUGCUGGCGCUCCCGCCCGGUACCGAGAUUCAUUGGCAGAAGGUUCUCAUUCGCAAUGGUCGAAACAUGCAGCCUGAGCCGACUUUGGCAGAAGACGGGAUUGAGUUGAGGACCAUUCGGUCUCAGGUGAGCGAUUGGGCUGAUCAAUGUCAUGCAGACAAGCUUUGGUGUCAGGAUGCAGUUCGCAUAAUGCAGGAAGCAACUGGAGCAAAGCAAGUGAUUUUGAUUCAUGACCCACUCCACCGGGAUGGAAGCGACAAGUUCAAGGGCUACGGUGUAGGCGCGCAUACAGACUAUUCUGCGUACUGUGAGAAGAACCUGCCAGUCAACAUACAACAAGAAUGCCACGGGAAGCACUUCGCACUUUUCAACUUGUGGAGGUCGACUGAUGUGCAUUCGGUGAAGUGGUUCCCGCUUGGGUUUCUGCACCCGGCCUCCGUUUGCCCCAGCGACCUGGUCUACUGCGAGCAAUACGGUGAGGCCUUGUUCAAGGAUCUGGUGGAGGCAGAUCUCCAGUCGUCUCACUUGGGUUUGCAUUGUGACGCCAUGCUUGUUGAUGGCAUCCGCUACUCUACCUACCGAGCAGUCGCUGCCCACAAAGGGUUGGUACCAGACAGGAGGAAGAAGGAUCCCAACAUUGUUUUCAGGCAUGUUCAUUCCAAGCGACAUUCGUGGCUCUACUUUCCGGACAUGACUCAAGAUGAGGUCGUGAUCUUCCGGCAGUAUGAUACACGAAUAGCUGAAGUGGCGAAAUCUACGGUUGUCCAUGCAGCAUUCGCUGACCCAUCAGUGCAUGCCGAGGUCCUCCGCAGACACUCGUGCGAACUCAGAUGCGUUUGCAUCUUCGAUGAGCAGCGACCGGAUGAGGAGGCUUGCAAAAAGCAGCGCCUGAAACUUAUUGAAGAUGCAUUCUCAGGUCUGCCAUCACCCGCAGCUUCCCCUUCCACUCCAGAGUGGCUUGCAACGCAGUCACGCUUCGUGCGCGAUGGGUUGGAAGCACUCCUGCGGGGCGCAGUGAUGCAACCCAUUUGCUUCGGCCGUGAACUGCUGGAUCUCUGGGAUCAAGGACUCCGCGGUGUGGAGAUCUGCCGUGCCUUGGAGAGCUUGUUGGAGUGUGAUCGGCAGGUGGGUGACCCGGAGCGGCUGCUGAAACAGCAAACGGAUGGAACCAGCGCCCCCGAAGGUGACAACCCCUUCCGUGAAUGGCAUCGAAAAACGUACGGUGCCUGCAACUCCGGCCCAGUGACUAGCACAAUGGCCGCGGAGCUGCGCGACAUCGCGAAAUUUGGUGCUGACGCAGGCAAGGUGGAUCUUGAAAGGCUGAUGGGGCCUUCUUGGCCACACCUUUCAGUUUGUGCACAUGAUCCAACGCUGGCCGACAUCAGCCAGGUGCUUUGCGACCCUGGCGCGCUGGUAACGGUGCGCAGCAUCGAGCCGUUCAAGCCGCAAGACAUGGACUUCCUGCUCGGCAACCUGCAGCGUGGGGAAGUGCUGCUCGAGGAGGGCAUGACAGUCCAGGGAGCCAUGGGUUUGGGCAGCAGCGGGUUCUUCACAGAGGAAUGCUUGCUUGGGGGUGGCGUUGCCAUUGCCUCUAUUCCAUGCAAAGACCCCGGGCAGUAUAUGGAAUGCUUGUCCAUUUGCCUCAACGAUGGCAUGUCUUGGUGCGCUGUGUCAAAGUCGCACUAUGGGCAGUCUUGGAUCUUGGUGUGGCUGCGAAACGUAAUUCGGGCGCUUCUUGCAGGUGCAUCCCUGCUGGUGAUUGGCCCCAAGGCACCAGGGCAACUUUGUUCAGCGCAACGUGCUGAAGUGGCACUUCUUUUGGCACUGGAGCUUCCCUUUGCCUUUGCCGAGAUCGACACAUUCAUUGCCAAUCGCCGGCCCCUGCACCACUUGGUCUUGGCUGACAACCCAGACUGGGCUGAGAUCGAAAGCCGGCUGGAUGCUCGUCAUGUGGCUGGUGCCCUCCCUGCACUCCUCUGCAAACCAUCUGCCGAUGGUCGGACCAUCUUACAUUGCGCGGUGGAACGUGGAGGAUCGGCUGACUUCGUCCGUAAAUUAAUUUCAAUGAGGUCGGAUGUGACACAGCGUACUUCCAGAGGGCAAACGGCUUUGCACCUGUGUGCAAAGUGCCAAGAUCGUGCUAGCCAGCCUGGCAAUCUUGCCAAGAUAACGGCUGCGCUGCUCAGUGCUAACAAUGGAAUCCGGCACUUUGUUGAUGACGGUGGGGACACUGCUUUCUGCACAGCAAAAACCAUUAGCAACACUACUGUGUUGCAGGCAUUGGCAGCACAACCUGGUGAUGCUGCUUAA
Molecule: messenger RNA, 2784 nt
Organism: Symbiodinium natans
Lineage: Eukaryota; Dinophyceae; Suessiales; Symbiodiniaceae
Source: the annotation of a GenBank genome assembly